Daldinia loculata is the source of this 399-nucleotide messenger RNA. RefSeq lists its product as uncharacterized. The record is from RefSeq and is a predicted model, not a curated record. The transcript is spliced from 3 exons. Bases 1 to 399 code for a protein of 132 amino acids. NCBI's taxonomy places the organism in Eukaryota, Fungi, Ascomycota, Sordariomycetes, Xylariales, Hypoxylaceae.
AUGGCAUCCUCUCCCAUGAAUAAAUAUUGGAUACCGCAUCUUGACAUCCACAAGAAGGUCAUCACCCAGGAGCUCCAAUACUAUCUAGGGCCAGAUGCCACCGUUAGACCGUAUACCCGAGAAGGAGAGGACGGCUUCCUAAUCUCUACACCCGGGCCAUGCUUGACAGACGAACAGAUUGACGACAUCUGCUUGAAAUCGAAGGAGAUGUGGGAGAAGCAGGCCGCAGCGCGCUCGCAAUUAAAUCCCGAGAGGCCUCUCAAGCGCCCAUUACACCAGCCAGUAUUAAUCUCAAAUGGAUCCGGAGAGGGCUCAAAGCGCCGCGGAAAAGAUCGAAGAAUUCAUAAUUCUCGGCGACCAUACGAUGACAAGAAAGGGGGCGAGAUGUCCCGGAAGUGA